Messenger RNA from Diospyros lotus (date-plum), 1992 nucleotides. RefSeq lists its product as uncharacterized. The transcript has 11 exons. The record is from RefSeq and is a predicted model, not a curated record. Lineage: Eukaryota; Viridiplantae; Streptophyta; Magnoliopsida; Ericales; Ebenaceae. Gene Ontology annotation, molecular function: FAD binding; oxidoreductase activity, acting on paired donors, with incorporation or reduction of molecular oxygen, NAD(P)H as one donor, and incorporation of one atom of oxygen; 2-octaprenyl-6-methoxyphenol hydroxylase activity. Gene Ontology annotation, cellular component: mitochondrion. The coding region runs from base 340 to 1665 and encodes 441 amino acids. Gene Ontology annotation, biological process: carotene biosynthetic process; ubiquinone biosynthetic process; xanthophyll biosynthetic process.
GUGUUUUCUCCGAAAUCAAUCCGAAGCGAGCAUUCAUUAUCAUGAGAUCCCGUGCUAUUUGUUUCCCUAAUUACUUUUCUGUACUUGUUCUUUGGAUUCCGACAUUUCUGCUUAGAGUGAUUGCAAGAAGAAUUACUUCAAAUGCCUGUAGUUCCAGAGUUGCAAGGAAGACUUUUUGUAAUGAUGCAGCUGGCGAACUAUCUGGCUCCCAAAUAAGCAAUGAGCUAGAGAGCAGGCAUGGGUUGACAGAUAACAUUCCCCAGUAUGACAUUGCUAUUGUUGGAGGGGGAAUGGUUGGAGUUGCUCUAGCUUGUUCCCUAGAUGUAAUCUAAUUGCCAUAUGCUUGCAGCGAGCACACCGUUGACAAAACAGUUGUCCAUUGCCAUCAUAGACAGCAAUCCUGCUUUGGGGAGGAAUGACUGCAUCAAGAAAGAUGAUCCUCCAGAUCCAAGGGUCAGUACAGUCACCCCUGCAUCAAUUUCCUUUUUCAAAGAAGUUGGAGCUUGGCAUUAUCUUCAACAGCAUCGACAUGCUUAUUUUGACAAGAUGCAGGUUUGGGAUUAUACUGGCCUAGGAUACACAAGAUACAACGCAAGAGAUGUAGACAAGGAAGUACUAGGGUGUGUGGUUGAGAAUAAAGUACUUCAUAGAUCUCUUUUAUCAUGCAUACAGGAGAAGGCAGAUUUUCAGAAGAGAAUCUACCCUUCCAGGCUAACUUCGAUGACCUUAUCUCCAAGCUUGUCAUCUGUAGCGCUUGACGGCUCAUCUUCAAGGACAACAAGGUCCCCUCGUGGAGAUUUAGCAAAGCUGGAACUUUGUGAUGGCAGUACCCUCUAUGCAAAGUUGGUGGUUGGAGCAGAUGGGUCUAAGUCUCGUGUCAGGGAGUUGGCAGGGUUGAAAACAACUGGAUGGAAGUAUUCACAGAGUGCCAUCAUCUGUACAGUGGAACACCUGGUUCAAAACCAUUGUGCAUGGCAACGGUUUCUACCUGCUGGUCCAAUUGCACUUUUGCCAAUGGGUGAUAAGUUCAGCAAUAUUGUUUGGACUAUGGACCCCAAAGAGGCAUCAGACCGCAAGUCAAUGAGUGAGGAUGAUUUUGUCAAUGCUGUAAAUCAUGCUUUGGAUUAUGGAUAUGGCCCUCAUCCUCAGUCACAGUUAUUAGGUGGUGGAACCAUUUUUUCUUGGCUUAGAGCAGACAUUACAUCAUCUGCUAGUGAGCGUUUUGAAGUUCCCCCAAAAGUCGUCAAGCUGGCUUCAGAAAGAAUGGCGUUUCCAUUAUCUUUGAUGCAUGCUAAUCAAUAUGUGUCGAAGCAUGUAGCUCUUAUUGGUGAUGCUGCGCACACUGUCCAUCCCUUGGCUGGUCAAGGUGUUAAUUUGGGGUUUGGGGACGCAUCUGCUCUUUCUCGGGUCAUUGCUGAGAGUGUUGCUGUGGGGUCUGACAUUGGUGAGGUAACUAUGCUGAAGAAAUAUGAAACAGAUAGGAAACCGGCAAACCUUGCCAUGAUGGCAAUCCUGGAUGGUUUUCAGAAGGCAUACUCUGUUGAUUUUGGACCUCUUAAUGUACUACGUGCUGCUGCAUUUCACGGGGCUCAGUAUAUAUCGCCGCUGAAAAGAAACAUCAUCUCUUAUGCUUCGGGCGAGCAGAAACUACCACUUUUCUCUUAGGAUUCAAAGCGUACAUCAGAAAGCACAUGGUAGGUUUAUUAUUCAUCUUGAGCCUAGAUAUGAGUUCGAGAUCCACUUGGAUUCGACGGUGAACCCAUAAAAUAUGGAUUGGACACUAUUUAGGUUCUCUGUUGAACCUAAGUACUCUAUGGUUAUUGAUGAUUACUAGUUGUUUCUUUUAUGAUUUUUAUUUUUUGUAAAAUACAAGAGAGAAAGAGAAAGACAAAUGAGAGAGAAUGAAGAGUAAACUAGUUAUUUUGUUCAUUUAUUGAACGAUAGUGACUGUUAUUGUUAUUUUUGAAAUAUGAUAGGUGAAUUUUGCAAUUA